GAUUCCUGUCCUAUAUGUACCUCACUUCCACACAAACAUCUGAUAGACGCAAACGGGCUUAGACUACUUUCUGGAUUCAUCUUCUUAUCCAUGGCUGCUUCCUUCGUCACACUACCAAAACCCUUCGUUCUCUCCUCACCUCCUCUCAAAAACUCCCUCCCAGGUUUCCGGAGACAUGGCCUGAGAAUCAACGCGGUGGCACAAAAAUGGGAGCCCUCCAAGGUGGUGCCGCAAGCGGAUAGAGUGUUGAUUCGUUUGGAGGAGUUGCCUCAGAAAUCAGCAGGUGGAGUUUUGUUGCCGAAAUCAGCUGUUAAAUUUGAGCGGUACCUAAUGGGUGAGGUUCUUUCAGUUGGUGCUGAAGUUGGUGGAGUUGAAGCUGGGAAGAAGGUUCUUUUCUCGGAUAUCAGUGCAUACGAGGUGGACCUGGGGACGGAUGCGAAACACUGUUUCUGUAAAGCUGGCGAUCUGCUGGCUGUGGUUGAAUAGAUUUUCGGCAUUAACUGCCAGCCUGCCUUCAUAAAGAGAGAUGGUACUGAUGUGCCACAAUUUUGUGGGUCCUUUUAGCAACUUUCUGCAGUAAAUGAUUGAACCUUGUAUUCAGCUUCAAAAGUCCCAAGUGAUAAAAUGAUGAAAACCAUUCAUGUUGCGUCGAUCUGUGGCAACAGACUGUUCAUGCGUUGUAAUUCGUAAUGGAUUGCUUAAGCCUUUGUUUGACAAGCAAAUCGAAUUGCAGACAUUGAGUUUAA
Molecule: messenger RNA, 746 nt
Organism: Magnolia sinica
Lineage: Eukaryota; Viridiplantae; Streptophyta; Magnoliopsida; Magnoliales; Magnoliaceae
Product: 10 kDa chaperonin 1, chloroplastic
Exons: 7
Coding region: 91-486 (131 amino acids)
Cellular component (GO): mitochondrial matrix
Molecular function (GO): metal ion binding; protein-folding chaperone binding; ATP binding
Source: RefSeq, a predicted model, not a curated record